Prorocentrum cordatum is the source of this 1050-nucleotide messenger RNA. Lineage: Eukaryota; Dinophyceae; Prorocentrales; Prorocentraceae. The record is from the annotation of a GenBank genome assembly.
CUCCUCCGCCCUCCUUUCCGGGCCUUCCCUCCUAAGGGGGCGUUGCAUCCGCCGACCGCCCGACGCGCCCGCCGCCUUCUGGCUCGAGUGCGAAGGGAGGGCCACCAGGCGAGCACCCGUACAAGACACACUGACGGGCGUUGACGCGCCCGUGCGAUGCCAGAGCCGAUGCAGCUACGGCGCAGGCGCGCUGCCGUGCUCUCGGCGGCAGGGCUCCUCGGGGCCCUGUGGGCCGGCGGCGCGUUCGCGGCCGGGGCGGCGGCGCGCGCCGGCGGCCGCGGCCGGCGGAAAGCGCAGUGCGUGCAGUGCCAUCGGGCGGGGCUGCAGGAGCAGGACACAGCGUUCCCGGGGCCUCGCCUGUCCUGGUCCCGGGGCCUCGUGGCUCGUGGCCCGUGCUCGUGCCCGUCGUCGUGCCUCGCGGCCCGUGCAGUUGGUACGGCCUCGGCGCCGCCUCGCCCCGCCAACUCCGCAAGGCGGGAAGAUAACCGCAUUGCCAACAUCCCGCAGCGCGAAGGCAAGCGCGCGGUCGUGUGCUGCGCGGCCGGGCGGAUCGCCACCGAGCGCCAGUUCUUGCCGCUCGCCGCCCCAGCCGCGCCGCCAACGCCCGUGCCCUCGGCUCGUGCGGCGGCGCCCGUGCCCGAGCUGGCGGCCCACCUGGCGCCCAACUCCGUGCAGGAAGCCGUCCCGGUGCUGGCGGUGCCCGCGCCAGCGGUGACGCCCGCGCGCGCCCCCCGCGCGGGCGGCGCCGCCCGCCUCGUGGGCGGCAGGCGCUUCUCGCGGGCGCGGGCGAGGGCAUCCCGCUCGGCGCGCGGCGCGCGCUGCUCGCGCCGCGCCGCGGGUGCCAGGCUGGCGCCGCGUCAGGAGGUGGAGCCCGUGGCAGUGCCGUAUGACCCGAGCCGUGUGCGCGUGCAGGUGCAGCUGGGGCUGCGCGUGCUGCAGGGCCCGCAGAUCCCCUCCGCCCGCCAGGCGAGGGCGCUGUCGGCAAGCGGCCUAAGCAACACAGCAGGCGAAUUAGUAUCUACCGACUUCUACAUCGACUUCGGACAUUGA